Mizuhopecten yessoensis (Yesso scallop) is the source of this 632-nucleotide messenger RNA. Its product is annotated as ornithine decarboxylase-like. The record is from RefSeq and is a predicted model, not a curated record. The transcript has 6 exons. Gene Ontology annotation, cellular component: cytoplasm. Gene Ontology annotation, molecular function: ornithine decarboxylase activity. Lineage: Eukaryota; Metazoa; Mollusca; Bivalvia; Pectinida; Pectinidae. Bases 93 to 446 code for a protein of 117 amino acids.
CUUAAAGUUAAACGAGUGAAUAAAACGCUUUUCUCGGAUAACAAUGUGAGCAGGAUAAUGGGAGAUACGGACGUGCAGAUCGUCGAUCUUAGAUGUUCCCAUGCAGACUACAUCAAACGCCAGGUUACAUUCCAAGCAAAACUGCUAUGAAAUGCAAUAAUGAUGAGAAAAUCGUUGAUGUCCUGAUGAAAUUAGGGAGCAGUUUUGACUGUGCGAGCAAGGCUGAGAUUCAACAGGUGUUAGAACUAGGAGUUGAUCCGUCUCGUAUCAUCUACGCCAAUCCGUGCAAACAAAACUCACAUCUGACUUACGCCAAGGAGCACAAUGUAGACCUGAUGACCUUUGACACUGAGGAGGAGUUGAUCAAAGUCAAAAUGUUGUAUGGAUCAGCAAGAUUACUCCGAAAAUAUGUAUGGAGUAAUGUACGAACUGGGAAAGAAGUUUAGUUGUGACUUUGAAGAAGCGAUGGAUUUGUUUAUAUCGGCAAAGAACAAAGGCUUGAACGUCAUUGGUGUAUGUUUUCAUGUUGGAAGUAACUGUUUUACUUCCAACGCAUUUGCUUCGGCAAUCAAAGAAGCUCGGAAGAUAUUUGACACAGGACUACAGAUCGGCUUUGAUAUGAACGUCCUGGA